Molecule: messenger RNA, 10607 nt
Organism: Asterias rubens (European starfish)
Lineage: Eukaryota; Metazoa; Echinodermata; Asteroidea; Forcipulatida; Asteriidae
Exons: 27
Coding region: 278-10513 (3411 amino acids)
Source: RefSeq, a predicted model, not a curated record
CGAGAGCAUGCAGUAGGAACUAAAAACUACUCCGUAGGUUGUGAUUUUAAUUUGUUCAACCACUAUCUUCCCGCAGACGGUCGUCGUAGUUUGAUGAUAAGUCGGGAAGUCGCAGUAUUAUUCAGUUCCAAGAAUUUGUUGAAAUAUGUGCUUUGAAGCUUAGUUUACCAAUGAUGUUGGUUCACAUUUAGACACAGAAUCACUGUUGUUCAGGUUUAUACUCGGGAAGUAAAACUGCAUUCAAGUCAAGCGGAGAAGCAUCUCGGUGAAAAGUAACAUGGCGUUAUCAUCGGCAGUGAGCUCGGAACAACUUGCAGUCUUUAAAAGAGAAUUAUUGGAGCUUUUACAAGCAAACGAUUCUUCCCUGGACCUUGCGACCCUGCAGGCAAGCUACUGUAAAAAGUUCCAAAAAAACAUCUCCGUGAAGCAGUAUGGCAUUACGUCGAUCAAGCAUAUCGAGACAUUGUUUGGAGAUCUUAUGGGAGUUGUCAUCGACGAUAACAGACAAUUUUUGAGGCUGCUGAAGCUGCCAGAGUCCGAAAUGUUUUCAAGUAAUGAAUCUGUCCGUGCCGUGGAGCCGAGAGGUUUGUCAGAACAGGAUGUGAAGAGACAGAACUUACUGGGUGAAGUCGUGAGACUACUCCAGCAAAAUCCAGAGGGAGUUACUAUCGGGCAACUCACAAGUAAGUACCGGCUGAUGUUUGGCAAGGAUAUAAGGAUCGCCUUGAAGUCCUGUGGAAUAGCUCGGACCCCUGAUGCCCUCGCCACUGCUUUUGGGAGUCUUUCUGUCCACACAAAGGAGAAGACAACGUACACGGAUUGGUUACAGCUGAAGCAGGACUCGGUAGGGGCAUCUGAAAAGCCGUCUCGACGGUAUCCAGUAGGUGCAGAUAAGCAACAGCUAGACAAGGUAUUUGAAAACAUACAAAAUCUCAUCAAGAGGAAAAAGACGGGCAUUCGUUUGAACAUGGUCUCUAAGAAAUACAAAAAAAGUUUCAACUGCUCUCUAAACAGUUAUGGGUUAAAUAACGGUGGCCAAGUCGCAAAAAUGUUUUCUGAUGAAUUUGAGGUCCAAGCUAUCCCAAAAACAAAAAGAAAGACAAAAAUUUACCUGAAAGAUGCGGAGAGAUUUGAGGAUUCGGGAUCCUUGGAUGAUGGUGACGACAGUGAUGAUUCAGAGAGUUCAGAUUUGAUGUCCAAUUCAUCGCUACCCAUGGUUGUCAAAGUUGACAAGAAUGCAGUACAUCAGAGGUCUUUAAUGAGCUCCCCAACACCAAAGGUGAAUGUUAACGCAAAACGAGAUGAAUUGAAGAAGGAACUUAUCGGCCUAUUGCAGAUUUUUCCAGAAGGAAUUGGCCUGCAUUGCCUUCAUCGGGCUUACGAACAGAGAUACCCGAGGCCUUUUACACUUGAAGGUAGCGGUGUUGACAGCGUUGCUUCCCUGAAUGUGGCAUUCAGUGAUGUCUUUGUUGUAGUCAGCCAGUGCGAUGAGCUGAAACACAAGUUUGUCCGCAUCAGACAAUCAGCAGAUGUCAACACUGUGUCAGGCCUAAAGAAAGGAAAAAAGUCUGAACAAAUUAGAAAGAAAAUCGAAGAGCUGCUCAAGCCUUACCCAGCUGGUAUCGCUUUCUCAACUCUUUCCCAUAAGUACUCUCAGCAAUAUCGUCAAAGUGCACCCAAAAAUAAAGUCAUCAUGGAGACCUACAAGAAUGACUUUGUUUUCUUCAGCAAGUGCAACACAGAAGGGCAUCAGUUCUUAAAGCUGAAGCCAAAUUGGUCUCUGACUGGAACCUCCUCCAAGGCUAAAGCGCAACCUAAUUACAGUGCUGCCCCCAGUACAGGCCCUCUCCAGGCUGUCACUGCCAGGCCUCCACUGAGCUACUUUGGCCAGAAUCAUCAAUAUGGCCAAGUUUCUGAAAAUGUUGCACAGGUACAUGUAAAUGAAAACUAUUCUGGUAGACCAGGGGUGUUGGGUGGCUAUCCACCUCCUCUAAUGGCCUCACCCCUGCUCCAUGCACCAAUUGUUGAACCAUAUGAGCUGCAGAGAAAUCCACACAAAGUCAAAGUCGCUCCACAACAUGAGUACAGGGUGGUGCCUACUUCCUGGUCUGGUGACCUACAUCUUGAAACUGAGCGGUGUUUGCCAAAAAGACCAGCAGCAUCAUUACAACUUGAGAAGCAGCAGCAAGAGGCUAACUUGGAUGCAAAUUCCUGGCCUGUUCUUGGGAGUUCAGAUUUGACUGUGAAUAAAGCCAGAUCUCGGGUACAGGAUGCACUUGCAAACCUUUACAAAGAUAAUGCUGCCGUGAAACGGAAAGAGGAACAUUCCAAGCAAAAACAACCAGCUGAAAAGCGGCAGAAGAUACAGCCAAAACAGCAAGUCGAGCAGCAAUCUGUCAUACCAAAACAGAAGGAACAACAGCAACAACCUGUACGCCAACUUAAGGCAGCUCCGAGACAAAAGAUCGCCAAGCAGCAGGAUCCAAACCAGAGCAGGGAAGAUGCUGCAGCCGAGAACAUUAUUACUAACCUAGCGGAAGCAAACGAACUUGUGACGGUCAGUCGUGUCGUGGAACUUCUAAAGCAGCAGUUCCAAGUGACAAAUCUGAGAGGGCUUCGAGUUAACAGAGAGACGGACAUCCCUUCAAUUAAUCAGUUGGUAAGGCUCCAGGCAAAAGUCAAUGCCUUUAUUCAGGCGUUUGUCAAAGUCCGGGCUAUUUGCACCCUCUAUGAGCUCAAGGAAUGUCUGGCCAUGGUAGAGGCCCCAUUUGACUGUACUGACAAGCUCGACUAUUCUUCCCUCGAGCUUGGACCGUUGGUCAAGCAGCGACUCGUCUGGGACUUCUUCAAGUUUCCACCAACCAAAGAUGAUUCUGAUAUCCCUAAAAUCACAACUUUGGACAUCCUGGAGAACUUGAGGGUCUACCUGCAAGUUAACAAUAUGUGGAGGUCAAAGGUCAAGCUGGAAGACUUCAUGGAGUACCUUAUCAAAGAGUAUAACGUGGAAGGACCUUGGGACUUGGGAGUCAAGAUAAACAGCCUCGGUCUUGGCAUUGCGGCUAUUAAGACGGCCCAACGAGAGCAGAAGAACGUCAUGGAUCAAGCUCGCAAGGAAAUAAAGACACGCAUGAAAGAUGACGCAGAAGAUGCCAUGGAAAGAAUACGAAAGGCUGUGAUGUCACCAGCGGACAUCACAGGUCACGAGUUCACCCCAGGGCCCCAGCUUGAGCUGCGCCAUCGCUACGUCAACAUGUCGGCUGCGGAGGCCAUCAACUCCGUCUUCACCAAAGCCAUCGAGCUGGUGGAAUAUGACCGAGAUUUACAUCACUUCUGUCUGUCGCUGAGUAAGGUGGUGUCCAAACCGCUGAGCUGCUCUCUGUUUCAGCUGGCACUGUGCACUGGAGACCUCAAAGAGCCAGAGGACCUUCCUAAGGGCUUGCUGGAUUCUGACUCUGAAGAAGAAUAUGAUGAUGAUGACGAUGACUAUGAUGAAGAGGACAAAGGACCUGAUGGCGACAGGAUCACCUCAAAAACUCAACCAACUGAAGAUCAAGUGAAGCAAGAGCUAGUGUGUUAUUUUGAUCGCCUGCAGCAUGGCAUUCCAAACCUCAAAGACCUUGCACGCAUUGAGACUAAAGUCUGUCAGCAUUUUGGCUUCCAGAACUUCCUAACCCUCAGUCGAGCCAAAAAGACAUUCUUGGAGUUUCUCUCAAUUGAUCACCCGGGGAUACUCGAAAGCAUAGGCGGUACCCUGAUGGGUCUGGCAUCAGGGAAACCCAGCCAGGGGUCUGUCUAUCGACCCUCCCGCUUGGACCUGGUAGAAUUCAUUCGACAGUGCGACCCACACAAGGAGUCUCAAGACACUCUAGAUUGCUGCCUGCGUGCUCAUUACCAGGUCGGCACUGUGGAGGAGCUUGGUCAUGGACCCGUCAAUCGUUUGAGUCAACCGCUUAUCAAGAUGGCUGCUACAUUAGGCCGGCAUUAUCAACAAGACUCUAAUGCAGUCAUCUAUGAGACAGCCUUAUGUGCUGCUAAUAGGAGGAAUGAAAGCAAGAACAAGGAGGUCGGGUUGUUUGGUUCGCAGCGAGUGGACAGCGCCCUCUUGUGUUUACAGUCUGCCCCUCUACUGGAGGACCUAGCCGAGUGGUCUCAUUGGACGAUGGUCUUUGAGCCGGAACACGGAGACCUGAAAGCAUUUCUUGAGAGUAACCUGGGUCUGACUCUGUCUCCACCAAUCAAAAUCAAUGCUUUGGAAGUGAGACCAGGAGUCCUGCUUCGAUUGGCCACGGAAACGUCCAACGAUUUGUUCGCCGCUGCUGCAAAGAGCGGUGACAGUGUCAACACCGUCGGCCAUCUUGUCUCUCUGGUAGUGAAGGAUGGUCCUCGUAACAUUCCCUUGGCAUUGCUUAGCAACCACAUGGAGACGGCUCUGAAUGUGAUGGGUGUUGCCUCAGAUCACAAAGAUGUAGUUGGAUUCAUCUUGGAAUGCCUCGAAGCUGUACCCUUGCAAAUUGGUCAGGCUGUAGUAAGACAGGUCUUCCUAAAUCCACUUGUGAAUGUUCUUGGGUCAGAGGUCAAAUCAAGGCAGUUGAUUCUUGCUUCGUGCAAAACCACAAGACAGAAGAGCAGAAUCCAGAGUCUGGGGCUCCUGCUGGGUAUCAGCCAAUGGAAAGACAGCUUUCUGGAGCAGAGAAUGCCCCGGAACAUGGAUAACCAGCAGGACUUCUCAGGAGAUGAGGAGGAAGAGUUUGACGUCAAUAAUUUCUUGUCAUUAAAGAAAUCGCAUCAAGCUGAAGAAAGACCUCCAAAGCAGAAAAGUGAGAACGUCUCUACUCCUUUAGUUGAUGAUGACGUGGAAACAACGCCUUCAGGUGAUGAGCCAGGAGACCAAGACUCCGCCAUGGUUGUACAAGAUGAAGAACCUGAGAAAGAUGUCAACGAAGAUGAAGAUACUGAGAUGGUGGAGGCAGAGAUCCAAGAGGAGGAUAAGGAGGAGAAAGAUGCAGAGAUUACGAAUGACAAUGAGGAGGAAGAAACGACGGGCUUGAGAGAAGAAUUGGAAGGCGAGUGUCCUGAAACGUCCUCAACAACCUCUGAGAAAGUCACUUUGGAGUCGGAGGACUCGUUGGACGCCUUGUCAGAUUCCUUGAAGAGUGAGACUGAGCUUCCCGAAGAUGUUAUUCCUCCUGUACAGUUGACUCCAUUUCAAGAAUCAGUCUUGGACUGUAAGAAGAUUGUGGACAGCAUCCGCAAGGAGGAAUUUGGCAUCGGCAUGGAGCUGGAGGAAGAAGCCCAAGGUCUCAUGAUCCGCCACCAAGAGCGCAUCGGUCGCAGCUUGAAACGCCUGUCCGAGGAACUCUACAGCAAAGACACGCAUUUCGUUCUGGAGCUGAUCCAGAACGCCGACGAUAACGACUACUUGGAGGAUGUGGAACCAUCUUUGGUGUUUGUGGUGGACAGGUCAGAGGUCAAGGCUUUGAAUAAUGAGCGUGGAUUCUCAGAAAGUAACAUCCGCGCCUUGUGUGAUGUCGGGAGGAGCACAAAAGGAAAACACAAGAGUGGAUACAUUGGUCACAAAGGCAUCGGGUUCAAGUCUGUGUUCCGAGUGACGGACAGACCAGAGAUAAUCUCCAAGGGUUACCAUGUAUGCUUUGACCAUAGCAGUGAUCCGAUGGGUUACAUCUUACCAACGUGGGUGGGACCUGGCGAUAUCGAGGAAAUCACUCAGAUGGAUGAGCCGUCCCAAGUGUGGACAACCCAGAUCAAGCUGCCACUCAAGGGAGAUGUGCAGAGAACUACGAGUCUGGUUAAUAAGUUUGCGGACAUCCAGCCCUCGCUACUUCUGUUUCUCAACCGAUUGCGCUCUGUUACGAUUGUGAACACGGAUGACAAUAGCUCCAGUCAUAUGAGCAGAAAGGAUAUUAGAGAGAAUGUGAUUGAGAUUCGUCAUUCUAAACACAGCGACAGGUGGCUGCUUACCAAGAAACGUUUGAAUGCUUCCAAACUUCAGCGCAUACAGAUAGAAUCAACAGAGUUGGGUCUUGCCUUCCCGUUAUCGGAAGGAAUGUCAUCUGAGCAGAACGUCUUUGCGUUUCUUCCUCUAAGAAGCUAUGGCUUCCACUUCAUUAUCCAAGGUGACUUUGAUAUCCCAUCAUCCCGCGAGGACGUCGACGCCGAUUCAGCUUGGAAUCAGUGGCUUCUUGAGGAGAUUCCGCUGCUCUUUACGGAGGCACUUGACACUUUCAAGACACACUAUCACAGCGACCCGAUCAAGGCAAUCUGUCAAUUUCUUAAGUUUGUUCCGCUGGAGGACCAGAUCCUGACAAACUUCUUCAAGAAGGUUGCUUCCGACAUCCACAUCUUGCUCAAAAAGACUCCUUGUAUGCCAGUACUGACUGAAGAUGAAGAUGAAGUCACAUGGUAUCUACCCUCAGAGACCACCAUGGUGUCAGAUCGUCUUGUCCUUGAGGUAGUCUCAAGCAGCGUCUUGAAGGCUCAUCUCAACUGCUCUUAUCUGCAUCCUCAAGUAAUGAGCUCCAUCGAGCCGGUCCUCUUAAAGAGACUCGGAGUGAAGGUGCUGCAGACAUCGGAGCUGUUGGACAUCUUGAGUAGUGUGGUGCUAACGUCCAGACAGUCAGGAGAAGUGCUUCAGCCCAAGAGCAUCGCUCAAUGGCUGACUUGUGUCUAUUUAAGUCGUAAGCGAGAGUACGACAUCUCAGAGGAAACACUUCAGCGCCUCCGCGCCAUCUCCAUGAUCCCGUUGUCAUGUGGUCAAAUCGUUGCCUUGGAGAAGGCCUCUGUGUUCUUCCCAAUCAGUGAGGAGGAUGACCAAUCACAAGGCCAGAUUCAGUCAGGUUCUAGCAAGCCCCUGAAGGCAUUAGAGGAAGACAUGUCAACAUUGGAUAGUAGACUUCUCAACAGUCUGGAUAAAGUUUCCAAUUCUCAGAUUGUGCAGAUGUUGGAAGAGCUGGGUGUGCGUCACAUCAGCCCUGGGGAGGUGAUCCAGCACCACAUACUGCCUGUCAUCAAGUCGGAUCAGUGGAAGGAGAAGUCGCAUGAUGUGAUGGUCGGCUAUGCAGUCUUCAUCAAGGACCAUCUCGAGAAGCAACCCAGUGUAUGUGACAUAGAUGAGAUUGCAGAAUGGCUGCACGUCGUAACCAAUCAUGGAUUGAUCAAACCCAGAGAUAGGCCGGUUCAUUUUACUGUCACGUACGGCAACAAGAUCGAUCUGAACAAACACUUACCAGGGUGUGACUGGGUCUUGUUAGACAGUCGCUAUAUUUUUCAUAGUGGUCGGCAAGUGACAAACACGGACAUCAGGCAAUGGCAUUCAUUCUUCAGUAAGCUAGGGGUCCUCAACCACCUAGCUAUCGAGAAAAAAGUGAUCACGGUGAAGGAAAAUGAACUGGAAGUGACACCCUGGGCAGACCUUGGUAAAUUCUGGUCUAAACCUCCGGGUGGCAUCUACAUGAUCCAUGACAGUGUCUGCCAAGAGUUAGAAGACUUAUUCCAGGCUGAUCUUGAAGCAUCGACCAAACAAACCCAGCGAAAGAAUCUAUUCGGAUUGCUUCAGCAGGAAUGGAGCAGUAGCUACGCAGGCUACACCGAUGCUGUUGUGUUCGACCAGGAAGGGCUGAAGAUCACCGAUACUCAGUCCAGCUUCAGUAUCCAGCUCCGUACGUCCUCCUGGCUUCCUUCAACCCCUGUCAGUGGGGAGAAGGCUGGGACGGUAUUCAGACGACCCGGUGAGGUCUUUGUUCCACAGGCUAGACUGAAGCAACUGCUGAGUAACCAUGUGCCGUACAUGGUGACUGAGCCACAAGUAGAAGCCUCGUUGCUGCAGUUCAUCGGAGUGAAAACAGCUGGAGUGAUUGAUCCCAACUUUAUCAUGACGAAACUCAAGACUUGGUGCCAUGAUGAGCCAUCUUCAGACCGGACCUCUUUCUGCACCUCUCUGCAACAUAUCACAUCGGUGUAUCAGUACCUUCACGAAAACUGCCGCCCCAAUGAGAUCAGAGACCUCUUUGAUGAUCAUAAGGUUGUAUUUACCUCUGAGGCUAGGCUAGACCCUAGAGCCCCCGUUCAAGGCCUGUUUGUCCAUAAAAACUUAGUUUAUUGGAAAGAUCCGUCUGGACUCCAACAGAAAUACAAAGGGUUGAAUAAUCGUAUCGAGCUCGGUGGCUUUUAUUCCCAUCUCCCUGAGCUUGAAAGUUUCUUUUGUGGAUUGAUCAAUGUUGAUGCUUUACCAACCAUCAAAGAGUACGCAGAGCUUUUGGUUCAGUGUGCGAGUGACAUCACCCUACCAGAUAAUGGAAGAAUCAAGGAAGAGAUCCUGGUCUUGUACAAAAUGCUCGGGCAGAAGUGUCUGGCAUCGCCUAGUGGAAAUAGAUACAAUCAGCAACAUGACAUGUUUGCUGGACAGCAGCAUCAGACCAACACAGCCUCUACUCAGUUCAUUAAGAGAGUCUUGGAAGAUCAGUCUGUAUUUCCUACAACCAGCAACAAGUGGGUGACUUUGGCCCAGAGACCUCUCAUCUGCGACAGUUCGUCCAGUGACCUCCAGAAGCUCUUUGAAGACCGGAGGGAGGUGCACUUGCUGAAUUUUGGCGAUCGGGAUCGUCUGGGUCGUGUUGUAGAUGGUGUUUAUAAACCUGGCACAAUGAACAGACAGCAUGUCCAGGUUUUCUUGGAGGCUUGUGAAGUUGGGAAGCUGGAAGAUUGUAUCAAAGAAGAGUUUAUCACCGAGCUGACCAAACCCUCCAUUCCGCUGCAACUCUUCCUCUAUGAAAUCUGCCCCUACGUUCAGCUCUACAUGAGCCAGAGCUCCACAAAAGACGUUCAGUCGGCUUACGAGAAACUGACCUCCGAGGUUAAGAUCGCUGCCAAGUUGAAAAUUAUGCGCUUCCUCGAGGCGAAGAAAAUUGAGAAGGUCUACCGCUACCAACACGACCUGGAUGUGUUUGCCAAGCAGACUGUCAACUGUGGACUCCAAGAUCUAAUGGAGUUUUACGUCGCCAUAUCCAUCUCAAAAAGUCUUCAGAAUAACAGCGACGUUCGCCGUGAAGUGGCGAAGCUCUUCAGCGUUGGGAGUAUCGAGGUGCAGAAUGCGUUGUUUAACUUCCUAGGAAACCUUCGUCUUGAGCUUGGAAGUAAGAAGAAAGCAGUCAAGGGGAUUGAUGAGAGCAUCUGUCGGGCCUUGAACCUGAACUUCCCGUUGGGUGAAGAUGCUGAGCCAUGGGAUGUACCCAAACCUGUCAUUCCAGUAGAUCCACCUAAAAUGGUGGUGAAGCCACUUCAAGUGAAGCCAGAGCCAGAAGUCAAGCCUGUAGCCGCUGCUGCACUAGAAGGUGAUGAAGAUGAGGCGGCCAUUUAUAGCUGGCCGCCCAAGUCUGGUGCCUUCGGCCCAACUAAUAAAAUAAGCAAAGGUGCACAACAACCUCCGAAAGAAGACUCUGUGCUAAGAUCUUGGCCUCCUCCUCCUCAGCGGCCAGUGGAAACUUUGCCGUCACUCCAUCCGCAAGGGGACCAUCAGUUCACAGAUGAGCAACAGCAACCUGCCGAUGGAAUGUCCCAAGAAGGCAUGGCAGCAAGUGUGAGGAUGCUCCCACGUCAAGGAAGCCAAGAGGGUGGUAUGCUGAUGCGAUCGGGGUCCAGGGAAGGCGGACAGGGAGUUGGACGAGGUGUGACGAGAGAUGGUUUGCCAGCGUCCCAGCAGCAUCAACCAUCAGGCGGAGAUACUCGACUUCCCCGUGCUCCAGAGUUUUACCAGUCUGUCGCCCCUCAAGCACAGAGCGUAGACAAAUCAGGAGUGGUAAAGGCUGAUGAGGAAAGAUACAACCGUACCUCUAGUGUUUCUGAAGACGAGGAUGUAGAUGAUGAUGACGAAGUGGGGGAAUUUAGUGUAGAAGGUACAGAUGAGAGUGACACCUCUGAGGACGAGCAAUUGCCAACAGAAAACGCCCAGUUUAGCAGCCCUCCACGGAUCCACUUCACAACGCCUCAAUCCUCCGGCACCCCUAAGAAGUUCUGUCUGCCUCAGCUCAUGGAUGGAGAAGCCGUCACCGUUGAGUUUGAAGACAUCCCGUACGGCACAGCACUCCAGCACAGUCUUGCAGAUGUGGACCUUCACCUCGGAGACGAUAGAGACAUGAGCGACGUCGGGCGUUGGGGAGAGAAGCUCGUCUACAAGUACCUGAUUGAGAUGGCGAAAGACGAUCCUUCAGUCACUGUCAACUGGAUCAACGAGUAUCAAGAGAGUGGAGAGCCCUAUGACAUCAUCCUUAACCAUGGCGACAGUGAAGUCUACAUAGAGGUCAAGUCGACCCUUAGGGAUCAGAAGGAGUUGUUUGAGAUCUCCUCAAGGGAGGUUGUCUUUGCGCAAGCGCAUCAGAAGUAUUUCCAUCUGUACAGAGUGUACAAUGUAGGGAAGACCUCGGCGGUAAGAUUGUGCCGCGUAUGCAAUCUGGCUGAUAGAUUAGAUAAGAAAGAAGUCAAACUGUUCAUGCUCCUGUGAGAAAACCAGAGAAGGGGAUACAGGGGCCGAUUUCACAAAGCAAUAACAUUCAUCGCAAGACAAAUUGUCAGUAUUACCAUAGUGAUUUGCAUUG